Molecule: messenger RNA, 1122 nt
Organism: Porites evermanni
Lineage: Eukaryota; Metazoa; Cnidaria; Anthozoa; Scleractinia; Poritidae
Source: the annotation of a GenBank genome assembly
UCUAAAAUUAUUUAUUAUUUUGCAGUCAUAUCUGAAAUGCCAAGUUCGCCGAAUUCUCCAUUAACCACAACUGAGUCUUUUGCCUUGAGCACAGCAUUUGGCCUGGUCGCCUUAACAAUUGUUAUUGGAAAUAUCUUGACCAUCGCUGCAUUUACAAAGACAAGGCUUAUCCGAAAACCAACGCACUACUUUCUCAUUUCUCUUUCCGUGGCAGAUUUGAUGGUUGGCACCUUUGCAGUCCCUCUUUACAUCUGCCAUUUUGUAGAAUUUAGCCUCUGGAACGGAAGCCAAGUGAUCCAGACCGUCUACUACACUAUCGACAUUGCAUCUGGCAUGGCCUCGGUCUUUACCCUAGCAGUUGUUUCUGUAGAAAGGCUUUAUGCAGUCGGUUGGCCCUGGAAGUACCGGCACUCUACGCCAAUAAAAUGGUACAUUUUCGCUGUAACUACCACCUGGUUUUUAGCUGUGGCAAUAUCUUGCCUUUACUUGGGAUACCGCUUUAAUUUGAUAUCUGGUGUCGUCAACAUGGUUACAGUAAUUUCUUUAUCAGUUUCCAUAGCAAUCGCCUGUUUCGCUUACAGCGCUUUGUUGAUACGAAUAAGACAUCGACGGAGGCGUCGCAGAGAUGUUGAAAGGGAUAAGAAAUUAUCAAAAACUUUGCUUGUUGUUACUACAAUUUUCAUUAUAACUUGGAUGCCCUUUGAAUCCAUAAUUAUAAUUGUUCACUUCUGUAAAGACUGUGCGCAUCCUUCGAUUAGAAUAGUAUACGUCAUUAAACUACUUCAAUACAGCAAUUCCUUUGUGAAUACGCUAGUAUAUUCAUUUCGAAUGCAAGAUUUCCGUAAAGCAAUUUUUAGCUUCCUCAGAACCGGUUCCUUAAGUUCUAAAAGGCGUCGCACGCGGGUAAGGAAUGCUACAGGAGUCACGUUGACUUCAGUUUCCAACGUGACUAACACUUUUUUAGCUUUAAGUCCAAACUUGCUACAUGCUAACAACUUCUUGAAUUCUGCAAAUGGACCCACAGGACACCGUCGCUUGGCAAGAACGAGAGGAGAUUUAUUCUCAAUGUACAGAAGAGCCAAAUAUUCAACAAAUAACACAAACGUGACAGAAUCCGUUUAA